AUGGAAAAAUUUCUUUUUUAUCUGUUUUUCAUUGGCAUAGCAGUGAGAGCUCAGAUCUGUCCAAAGCGUUGUGUCUGUCAGAUUUUGUCUCCUAAUCUUGCAACCCUUUGUGCCAAGAAAGGGCUUUUAUUUGUUCCACCCAACAUUGACAGAAGAACUGUGGAAUUGCGGUUGGCAGACAAUUUUGUUACAAAUAUUAAAAGGAAAGAUUUUGCCAAUAUGACCAGCUUGGUGGACCUGACUCUAUCCAGGAAUACAAUAAGUUUUAUUACACCUCAUGCUUUUGCUGACUUACGAAAUUUGAGGGCACUGCAUUUGAAUAGCAACCGAUUAACUAAAAUUACAAAUGAUAUGUUCAGUGGGCUUUCCAAUCUGCAUCAUUUGAUAUUGAACAACAAUCAGCUGACUUUAAUUUCUUCUACAGCAUUUGAUGAUGUCUUUGCCCUUGAGGAACUGGAUCUGUCCUAUAAUAAUUUAGAAACAAUUCCUUGGGAUGCCGUUGAGAAGAUGGUUAGCUUGCACACCCUUAGUUUGGAUCACAACAUGAUUGAUAACAUUCCUAAGGGGACUUUCUCCCACUUGCACAAGAUGACUCGGCUAGAUGUAACAUCAAAUAAAUUGCAGAAGCUACCGCCUGACCCUCUCUUUCAGCGAGCUCAGGUACUAGCAACCUCAGGAAUCAUAAGCCCCUCUACUUUUGCAUUAAGUUUUGGUGGAAACCCUUUGCAUUGCAAUUGUGAAUUGUUGUGGUUGAGGCGUCUGUCCAGGGAAGAUGACCUUGAGACCUGUGCUUCGCCAGCACUUUUGACUGGCCGCUAUUUUUGGUCAAUUCCUGAGGAAGAGUUCUUGUGUGAGCCUCCUCUCAUCACUCGUCAUACACAUGAGAUGAGAGUCCUGGAGGGUCAAAGGGCAACACUGAGGUGCAAAGCCAGGGGAGACCCUGAACCUGCAAUUCACUGGAUUUCUCCUGAAGGGAAGCUUAUUUCGAAUGCAACAAGAUCUCUGGUGUAUGAUAAUGGGACACUUGACAUCCUUAUAACGACUGUCAAGGAUACAGGUGCUUUUACCUGCAUUGCUUCCAAUCCUGCUGGGGAGGCAACACAAACGGUGGAUCUUCAUAUAAUUAAGCUCCCUCACUUACUAAACAGUACAAACCACAUCCAUGAGCCUGAUCCUGGGUCUUCAGAUAUCUCAACUUCUACUAAGUCAGGUUCUAAUGCAAGCAGCAGUAAUGGUGAUACCAAAAUGAGUCAAGAUAAAAUUGUGGUGGCAGAGGCAACAUCGUCUACGGCACUACUUAAAUUUAAUUUUCAAAGAAAUAUCCCUGGAAUACGUAUGUUUCAAAUCCAGUACAAUGGCACUUAUGAUGACACCCUUGUUUACAGAAUGAUACCUCCUACGAGCAAAACCUUUCUUGUCAAUAACCUGGCUGCUGGAACUAUGUAUGACUUGUGUGUCUUGGCAAUAUACGAUGAUGGCAUCACUUCCCUCACUGCCACAAGAGUCGUGGGUUGCAUCCAGUUUACUACGGAACAGGAUUAUGUGCGAUGCCAUUUCAUGCAGUCUCAGUUUUUGGGAGGCACCAUGAUUAUUAUUAUUGGUGGAAUAAUUGUAGCAUCCGUACUGGUUUUCAUCAUCAUUCUAAUGAUCCGGUAUAAGGUUUGUAACAAUAAUGGGCAACACAAGGUCACCAAGGUCAGCAAUGUCUACUCUCAAACUAAUGGGGCUCAAAUGCAAGGCUGCAGUGUGACGCUGCCCCAGUCCGUGUCCAAACAAGCUGUGGGACGUGAAGAGAGUGUGCAGUGUUGUAAAGCCGCCAAUGACAGUGUUAUACAAUCUGCAGAAACGUGCGCGAGUCAGGACUCCUCUACCACUACCUCUGCUUUGCCUCCUACCUGGACUUCAAGCACUUCUGUGUCCCAAAAGCAGAAAAGAAAGACUGGCACAAAGCCAAGCACCGAACCACAGAGUGAAGCUGUCACAACUGUGGAGUCCCAAAACACGAACAGGAACAACUCGACUGCAUUGCAGUUAGCUAGUCGACCUCCUGAUUCUCUCACAGAGGGGCCGGCGUCCAAAAGAGCACAUUCAAAGCCAAAUGCUUUGCCUGACUAAUGUUGACCAGAUUGUCCAGGAAACACAGAGGCUGGAGUUAAUCUGAAGAGCAUCACUUCUCUCCCUCCUGAAAAAAGUUGCCACUGAUAUUUUUACUGGA
This is a messenger RNA of Equus quagga, 2215 nucleotides long. RefSeq names its product leucine rich repeat and fibronectin type III domain containing 5 (gene LRFN5). The record is from RefSeq and is a predicted model, not a curated record. The coding region runs from base 1 to 2115 and encodes 704 amino acids. The transcript has 4 exons. Gene Ontology annotation, molecular function: protein binding. Lineage: Eukaryota; Metazoa; Chordata; Mammalia; Perissodactyla; Equidae.